ACCCUGGUUGUUUCGAACAGCCUGUUGCGAAGUCACACCAUGGAUUUAAAUGCCCAGCCCCGCGCUGAGUCUUCUGUUGAGAUUUACCGCAGGGAGCGCCAAGAACGAAUCGAACGACUCAAAAGACAAAAAUCUCACGAAACAACUGAGACACCAAAUAAUCAGGCAAAUAAUCAACAAAAACAACAUAAAAUUGAUCAUGAUUAUAUCGUAAAUGUGCAACAGCUUCAGCUUCCUCCGGGCUGGUUGGACUGCCCGGGGGCAGGGGGAGAAAUUAGUCGGCUAAUUCCUUCGAAAGUCCCGCUCGGGGAGAACUUUAAUGACUCAAUUGUGCCUGGAAAGAGGUACUCUUGCAGGCAGGUGAUCCGUCAACAGAAUGUGCUGGGGAGGAAGAUUGGGAUGGUGAUUGAUCUUACGAACACGAGUAGGUAUUAUUCGGUUAGUGACUGGAAGAAUGAGGGGAUUAGGCAUGUUAAGAUAGCGUGCAAGGGGCGUGAUUCGGUGCCUGAUAGUGGUGCUGUGAACCGGUUUGUUUAUGAGGUUUCGCGGUUUAGGGAGAGAGAGGGGAGGAAGUAUGUGCUUGUGCAUUGUACUCAUGGGCAUAACAGGACGGGGUUUAUGAUUGUGCAUUAUGUGAUGAGGGCGAUGUGUGUGUCGGUGACUCAGGCGAUCAGGAUGUUUGCUGAGGCACGUCCGCCUGGAAUUUAUAAAGCGGAGUAUAUUGAGGCUUUGUAUGAGUUUUAUCAUGAGGGGAAGCCUGGUGGAGUUGUUUGUCCUGUGACUCCGGAGUGGAAAAGGUCUAAUGAAUUGGAUGACGAGGAGGAGGAUGGAGCUUCUGGUUCUUCGGGACAGGAGAAACAUGAGGCGGAGAUUGUAUCAAUGACAAAUGAUGACAUUUUGGGAGAUGGUAUCCCUUCUGCUCAGCAAGAAGCAAUGAGACAGUUCUGCUAUCAAUCACUAAAGAUGGGAACUGCAGGAGUACGAGGCCACUCACAGUUUCCGGGAUCACAUCCAGUUUCACUGAACAGUGGCAACUUGGAACUGUUAAAGCAGCACAAAUAUUAUGCCACUUGGAAAGCUGAUGGAACGCGGUAUAUGAUGCUGAUUACCAAGGAUGGAUGUUACCUAAUUGACAGGAAAUUCAAUUUUCGACGGGUUCAGAUGAGGUUUCCUUGCAGAGCUACUAGUCAAGGUUUACCGGCACAUAACACUCACCACUUUACACUACUGGAUGGGGAGAUGAUAAUUGAUACUUUGCCAGACUCACAUAAGAAGGAAAGAAGAUACUUGAUAUAUGAUAUGAUGGCAGUCAAUCAAAUCUCCAUUACAGAGCGACCUUUUUGUGAACGUUGGAACAUGAUUGAGAAAGAAGUUAUUCAACCAAGGAACCAGGAGCGUUAUAACAUAUGUGGGAGUAGAAAUCCUUGCUACAACUAUGACUUGGAACCAUUCAGGGUCAGAAGGAAGGACUUCUGGUUUCUUUCAAGCGUUCCCAAAGUUCUGAAGGAAUUUAUCCCCAAGCUUCCACAUGAUGCAGAUGGCCUUAUUUUCCAGCGCUGGGAUGAAUGUUAUGUCCCUCGUACAUGUGAACAGCUCCUGAAGUGGAAAUAUGUGACAAUGAACUCGGUGGACUUCUUGUUUGAGAUGGUUAAUACGCGCCAGCUACUAUUUCUCUAUGAGCGGGGAAAGAAAAAGCUUAUGGAAGGGAACAAGAUUGCUUUCAAGGGCGAUACUGAUCCGUCCUUGUACUCUGGGAGGAUUGUUGAGUGUACCUUGGCAGUCGAGGAAGAAGAAGAGAAAGUAUGGACCUUGAUGCGGAUCAGGCCAGACAAGUCGACCCCAAAUGAUAUCAACACCUAUCAAAAGGUUAUGAGAAGUAUCAAGGACAACAUCACUGAGGAGGUUCUGUUAGAUCACAUAAAUGAGACUCUCCGUCUGCCAAUGUAUGCUAUUGAUCGAUAGAUCAGUGGUAAGGAUUACCUGACAAUA
Messenger RNA from Daucus carota subsp. sativus, 1989 nucleotides. RefSeq lists its product as uncharacterized. NCBI's taxonomy places the organism in Eukaryota, Viridiplantae, Streptophyta, Magnoliopsida, Apiales, Apiaceae. The record is from RefSeq and is a predicted model, not a curated record. Gene Ontology annotation, molecular function: mRNA guanylyltransferase activity; ATP binding; mRNA 5'-triphosphate monophosphatase activity. Bases 40 to 1962 code for a protein of 640 amino acids. The transcript has a single exon. Gene Ontology annotation, biological process: 7-methylguanosine mRNA capping; protein dephosphorylation.